Messenger RNA from Pseudogymnoascus destructans, 840 nucleotides. RefSeq names its product F-actin-capping protein subunit beta (gene CAP2). Bases 1 to 840 code for a protein of 279 amino acids. The record is from RefSeq and is a predicted model, not a curated record. Gene Ontology annotation, molecular function: actin filament binding. Gene Ontology annotation, cellular component: F-actin capping protein complex; actin cortical patch; cytoplasm. Lineage: Eukaryota; Fungi; Ascomycota; Leotiomycetes; Thelebolales; Thelebolaceae. The transcript is spliced from 3 exons. Gene Ontology annotation, biological process: cell morphogenesis; barbed-end actin filament capping; actin cytoskeleton organization.
AUGGCAUCCGUCGACCAAUUCGACAGCGCGCUCGACCUCCUCCGCCGCCUCGACCCCAAGCACACCUCGACCCACCUCAACUCUCUCAUCGGCCUCGUCCCCGACCUAACCGAGGACCUCCUCUCCUCCGUCGACCAGCCGCUCAGCACGCGCUGGUGCAGCAAGACCAAGCGCGACUACCUGGUCUGCGACUACAACCGCGAUGGCGACAGCUACCGGUCGCCGUGGUCGGGGGAGUUUGAGCCGGCGCUCGAGCAGAGCAGUGAGGGCGGCGUGGAUGAGGGAGCUGGUGCGGGCGCCGUGCCGAGUGAUAGGGUGAGGAAGAUGGAGAUUCGUGCGAAUGAGGCGUUUGAUGUGUAUCGUGAGCUGUAUUAUGAGGGGGGGCUGAGCUCGGUGUACUUCUGGAAUUUGGAUGAUGGGUUUGCGGGGGUUGUGCUGCUGAAGAAAUGCUCGCCCCAGAACAGCGGCUCCGAAGGAUCAUGGGACUCCAUCCACGUCUUCGAAGCCAUCGACCGCGCGCGCACCGCUCACUACAAGCUGACCUCAACGGUGAUCCUGCACCUCUCGACCGGGACCGACGUGCUGGGCGACAUGGAGCUCUCGGGCAACAUGACGCGGCAGAUCGAGGCGGACCUAACGGUCGACGACGACGGGAGCCACAUCUCCAACAUCGGCAAGCUGGUCGAGGACAUGGAGCUCAAGAUGCGCAACCUGCUGCAGGAGGUGUACUUUGGCAAGGCCAAGGAUGUGGUGGGUGACCUGCGCAGCGUGCAGAGCUUGGCGGAGGCCAACAAGGAGAAGAAUGCGCAUAGGGAGAUGAUUGAUUCUAUGAAGAGGUAG